Molecule: messenger RNA, 1286 nt
Organism: Brienomyrus brachyistius
Lineage: Eukaryota; Metazoa; Chordata; Actinopteri; Osteoglossiformes; Mormyridae
Product: apoptosis-associated speck-like protein containing a CARD
Exons: 3
Coding region: 476-1078 (200 amino acids)
Biological process (GO): innate immune response; regulation of apoptotic process; inflammatory response
Source: RefSeq, a predicted model, not a curated record
ACACACACACAUGCAGGCAAACACAAGCAAGGAAUGGGCGGUUAGAUGUUUCUACAGAUGGAUGUGUGGAUCUUGAUCGUUUUCUAGGUUUCUCAAGCGCAGACUUAAAAUGUUCAUAAUACUAAUGCUUAUAAAAUUAUUACUUGCACAUAUGUGUAGUUUAAGGGCGGUGCCUUAUGAUAUCUACUGGGUUAUCUUAAAUAAUUGCAUGCUAUAAAAGCGCUGUACUUUGGUACCUACCGUUUAGUUCAAUACCCCAGUGCGGCCAUACUGUACUUACAACAAUAAACGCAAACAGUUCUGAAGAAUGCAGGAAGAACACAUAUUGCCUACCCUCCAAGUAUCGCUUCCUGUGUACGGUCUGUUCUCAGUCUUACAGAUCUGGGUCUCUAAAUAGUAUGCAACAUAACCUACCUGUUUUAUUUUAAAUAAUUUUUAAUUUUAAAGAAACAUUUUCCCAGUGAUUUGAGACAAAAUGCCGAAAACGGUAAAAGAUUGUUUGAUUGAAACAUUCGAGGAUUUGAACGAAGAACAGUUUAAGAAAUUCAAAAGUAAACUCAUCGAUCGAAAGGGAGAGCCUAGAAUAGGUAAGGGUAUAGUGCAAAAUAUGGAUAGAUUGGACCUGAUUGACAAACUCGUGAGCACUUUCACAGAGAAAAACGCGGGACAGGUCACAGUUAAUAUCUUACGAUCUGCGAAUUUUACACAGGAAGCCGACGAUUUGCAAGAGAGUUUGGGGAUCGUUUCAUUCUCUUCUGGACAGACUGGUGAGAGUCAGCCUACUUAUGGUCCAUCUUCAAUUUCCAUUGUGAAUGAAAAGCACUUUUUGGAUGUGCACCGAACCACCCUCAUCGAAAGAGUUAACAAUGUGAAUUCCAUCUUGGACCGUCUCCAGGAUAAAGGCAUUCUCAACUCAGUCAGCUACAGUGAUAUUUCUACCUUGCCCAAUGACCAUAAUAAGAUGAGGGCACUGUACGACGGCCCCUUAAAAUCAUGUGGGAACAAAGGAAAAGAUGAUUUACUCUCAAUCCUACAGGAACUCCAGCCAUAUCUAAUGGAUGAGCUGAUGAAAAAGUAGACAUUUAAGCACAAGUAAUGUUUGUUGAGCUUAACAGAAUAAGUCUGCAAUUUGACAGGUUUUUAACAACAGGGUUAUAACACAGAGCCAGUUGUUGUAGGUAAAAACAUACAAUAUAGAAGAUGUUAAUGUACUUGAUACAUGCAAUGGUAUUUUGUGGUAAAAAACAUAUAAAUGGCAUUUCAUUAAAAUGCAAAAUUUUUCAUUC